Messenger RNA from Sitodiplosis mosellana (orange wheat blossom midge), 4007 nucleotides. It is a transcript of the gene gish, whose product is annotated as casein kinase I. The record is from RefSeq and is a predicted model, not a curated record. Bases 1511 to 2968 code for a protein of 485 amino acids. Lineage: Eukaryota; Metazoa; Arthropoda; Insecta; Diptera; Cecidomyiidae. Gene Ontology annotation, cellular component: cytoplasm; plasma membrane; nucleus. Gene Ontology annotation, biological process: positive regulation of canonical Wnt signaling pathway; peptidyl-serine phosphorylation; signal transduction. Gene Ontology annotation, molecular function: protein serine/threonine kinase activity; ATP binding. The transcript has 12 exons.
AAAUCAUUUCAUACGUACGCGAACAUAAAACAAUUUGCGUCCGCCCAAAACGACACACAGAAGGCGAACUACAUAUUAAAAACUCUCUCGCUCUCGACACAAAAACUCUGGCAGACAUAUUCUUUUCAUUUUUCUUUUUCUUUUUUUAGUUAGUUCAAAUUGAUUUCAAGUGUGUGAAAUUUGAUUUUAUUGUGAAAAGUGAAAAUACAUUUAAGACAAUUCCAUAAGAAGUAAAAGAGAAAAAAAAUCCACGGGAAAAAAAUUGUUCGAACAUGUAGUGUGAAUGCUCACUAAUCAAUUCGCACAAGGAACAAGGAAAAUUGUGUGAGCAUACAUAUAUAAUACUGUAGAGAAGAAAAAAAAACGACGAGUAAGAAGAAGAAGAAAUUUACAAAGAACGAGUAUCAAAUGGAAAGAUAAACUUCAAUCGGACCACAUUGUUAAAAGGAAAAGAAAAAAAACUAAAUAAAUAACAGAAACGAAUAUGGAUAAUGUUGGAAAUUCAAGUGUUUUGUGUAAAAAUGGUGGCUACGCCGAGAAAGUGAAGUAAAACUUUAGUUUGUACAUUCUUUUCCGACCGAAAAGAAGAGCGAAAAAAAACCUUCAACGUUGAGCUGAAUAUUACAUUAAUUGUGAGCUAAGGAAAAAAAAAUUAGCCACAAACACACCGAAACUUGUAAAGUUCGGUGUGCAGAAGAAACAGCUCUAAACAAUCACAGACCGUGUGCAGAAAACGUAGAGGCGAAAAGAACGGCGACGCAAAAUCAACGAAAGAAUCGUACAAACACAGAAAUAAAGUCCAUUAGACCGAUUUAAACGUAUCGACCUUAUCCAGAGAAAAGAAGAAAAAACAACAAGGAGAAGAUAACAAAAAAACAUAACGUUUGAAUGGAAAGUCAACAAGUCGUACCAUUGUUUCGACGCGAAUCAAUCGAACUGUCAAUGUGCGACCGUUGUAUUGCAAACAUUUGGUGAAAAGAGCCAUCCGAGUGAAUAACAGUGAAUUAACGGGGAAAAAAAGAAAAAAAGAAGCAACGAAAAAUUCCACAUAUAAAGGAAAUAUCAAGCGGGAAAAAAACACGCAGUAGCGGAAAUUGUUUUAGUGUUUAUUGUUUGCAAAACUAAAAGCAGAGAGAGAAAGAGAACCAGAACGGCAACGGUGAUGGCGUCUUAUAUUUACAGUUGGACAAUACGAUAAAAUUUACGGUGUCGGCUUUCGAUGGUUUCUAAGCGUGUGCGUGUGUGUGCCGUUUCUAUAUGUGUGUGGUAUAUUCUAUGUGUGUGAUUUGGUGCCGUUGCAGUUUUGGUCUCGAGCCGAAUUAGAGAUUCGUCGCGAGUUUUCGAUUGUCCCACAAAGAACAACAACAACAACAGAUACCUAAAGAGAUCGAGGGAGAGAAAGAGUGAGUGCGACAGAGAGAGAGAGAGAGAGAGAGAGUGAGAGAAAAGGAUCGAAAUCGAGCAAAACGCCAGCCAGAAUUUAGUCAUUCAGUCAACAAAUUGGAUCUGUAUGUAUACAGAUAACAUACCAUUCGGCAGCACGAAUUUAUACCGCGAUCGCGAAAUGAGUCGACAAACAAGCGGUGCGGCCGCGACCGGUGGUCGGACAGAGGUCAUACUAACAAGUAGCGGAGGCGGUGGUACGAAUACAGCUGGAGCAACAGCAAAGCCUUCAAGUGGAUUGUAUCCAGUGACUAGACAUUCAGUCAACUCAUCCGGAAUGUUGAUGGUUGGACCAAAUUUUCGUGUGGGCAAGAAAAUUGGUUGUGGCAAUUUUGGUGAACUAAGACUAGGCAAAAAUCUCUACAACAAUGAGCACGUAGCAAUAAAAAUGGAGCCAAUGAAGUCAAAGGCUCCACAACUACAUUUAGAGUAUAGAUUUUAUAAAUUAUUAGGAUCACACGCAGAGGGCAUACCGCGUGUAUAUCAUCUAGGCACAUGCGGCGGACGCUACAAUGCAAUGGUAUUAGAACUGUUGGGACCAUCAUUAGAAGAUUUAUUCAAUUUAUGUGGCAGAAAAUUUUCACUGAAGACUGUGAUAAUGAUAGCAAAGCAACUACUUCAUCGGAUUGAAUACGUGCAUAGUCGUCACUUAAUUUAUAGAGAUGUAAAACCGGAAAAUUUUCUCAUCGGUCGAACAUCAACCAGACGUGAUAAAAUUAUUCACAUAAUUGAUUUUGGGUUGGCCAAAGAAUACAUUGAUUUAGAUACUAAUAAGCAUAUACCAUAUCGGGAGCAUAAGUCGUUGACUGGUACAGCACGAUAUAUGUCGAUAAAUACGCAUAUGGGCCGAGAGCAGUCGAGAAGAGACGAUUUAGAAGCGCUCGGGCAUAUGUUUAUGUAUUUUCUAAGAGGUUCACUGCCGUGGCAAGGUCUCAAGGCUGAUACACUUAAGGAACGAUAUCAAAAAAUUGGUGAUACUAAGCGAUCAACGCCGAUUGAGGUUUUGUGCGAGAAUCAUCCCGAGGAAUUUGCAACCUACCUACGCUACGUUAGACGAUUAGAUUUUUUUGAAACACCUGACUACGACUAUUUAAGAAGACUGUUUCAAGAUCUCUUUGAUCGAAAAAAUUAUGUGGAUGAUGGUGAAUUCGAUUGGACUGGACGAACAAUGUCUACACCGGUGGGCUCUAUACAGACUGGACAUGAAGUAGUUGUUUCACCAAACCGUGAUCGCCAUACAACCGCUAAUAAGACAAACGCUAAGGGAGGAGUUGCUGCAUGGCCAGAUGUUCAAAAAUCCGGAGCGACGCUUGGCAAUCUGACACCAGCUGAUCGACAUGGUUCUGUACAGGUUGUGAGCUCAACGAAUGGCGAGCUAAAUACCGACGAUCCAACCGCAGGACAAUCCAAUACUCCGAUAACUCAACAACAAGAGGUGGAUUUGGUCGACGAAUCAAAAAAUUAUUUUUCUAGAUGUUGUUGCUUUUUCAAGCGAAAAAAGAAGAAAUCGACACGUCAAAAAUGACUAGAAGCAGUGCAAUGUAGUCCAGAACGUGAAGCAGUUACGUUAUUACGUGCCACGUCACAUUCAAAUUCGCGGGACAGUGUGGUGAAUCAAAGCCAGGAUUUUGUACAGGCAUCGUCACAACAUACAUUACGUUAUCCAUCCGCGUCCGUAUUGACGACCACACCAACCAAUACACCAACACUUCCGCUGUGAAAACUAAAACAAAAAAAAUCUUAACCGAAAAAAAAACACGUUAAAUAUUGCUGUGGUCCGACCUUUUCCACGCAAAAAGGAAAGCGGCAGUUUUGUUUAAGUGGAGGAAAAAAAAAAUCUAUAAAAAAAAUCCAUGAAAAAAAUUGUCACAAAAAAAGCGAAAAAUUAUGUAUUUAAAAUCAAUUGAACGUCUAAAUAUGAGCGCCACACCACUCAUUCACAAGUGAUUGGCCAAAGAAAAAGAAAAGAAAGAAAAAACACUCUGAGAGGAGAGCGAGCGAUACAAUAGGCUAAAGAACAAUAUUGUACUAUACGGAAAAAAAAACAAAUUAAACAAAUAAAUUAGUUGUAUUGAGAAAACAAAAAGUAUAUGAUAAAACAACUGAAUUUGUUCAAGUUGAGAAAUCCAGGUGGCAAGAUAAAAUGAGAGAGAGAGAGAGAAAAUGGAAUAAAAACAUCAAAUGAAAUCUUUCAACUAAAACGUUACACAUUUAAAUAUAACAUUUAAAAUAAUUGGAUUGCAUGAAGUGAAGAUGGAGACGUGAAAACAAAAGAAGAUGAUGAUGAAAUACAUGAAAAAUAAUUUGUUUUUAUUAUUAUGGAACUAAGUGUUUAUAUCUAUUCUAUAUCUAAUUAUUGAUGUAAAAUUUAUUAAUUAUCAGCCGAUUUAUUAUUAUUCCAAUUGUCAGUUUUGUUUUUACCUCUAUUUCCAUAACCUUUUUUUUUGGUUCGUAAAACCUUUUGAAUAGCAAAAUUAUGAGUGGCAAAAUUCUAAUGCAAAUAAACGAGAAAAAUAACGCUUUUAAAACGAAAUAAGACAAAUUAAAAAUAUAAAAAAGAGCAA